GAGGGGGGCCAUGUUGUUAGUGAGUGUGUAGUUACCCAGCAGCAAUGGUGUUUUGUUAAUGCAGCUCACCAGACGGCAUUUGUAUGGUUCGCUCGGUUAAAAACGUUUGAUUACAACUGUUCAGCGGCGUGUGAACAACGGAGAGCUAUGUUUUUAUUGUAUGCACUUAUUUAACUACAAUAGCUAGCUAGUAAUUUUUGGGUGGUAUUUUAUUUAUUUUUAUUAUCAAACUGAAAAGGUUUCCCCGUGGAAUGAGCGUUCCAUGCAGCAUCCUAGGUAUGAAUGACGUGGCCUGGCAGGAGACACGAGGCGGGAUGCUGCACACAAACGGUGCUCCUGAAGCCGGGGGCGUCAGAGUUCACGGAGGGGGAUCCCUGGCUGCCAUGGGGGUUGCAGGUCAGGGUCCCGGAGGGCCACACCGUCUGCAGGGACCCAACCCCAUCCCAGGUACCCCACAGCCUCCACUAAGUGGGCGCUCUCAGGAUGAUGCCACAGUGGGCUACUUCUUCCAGAGGCAGCCUGGGGAGCAGCUGGGAGGUUGCACCUCCAGCAAGCACCGUUGGCCCACUGGAGACGGCAACCACGUUGACCAGGUUCGAACUGUGGAUGAGAUGAACUAUGGUUUUCAAGCCCUUGCUUUGGAGUCCAGGGGCAUGGGUGAGCUCCUGCCAGCAAAAAAACUGUGGGAUUCGGAUGACUUGUCCAAGGAUGGAAGGAAAGGGAUGCUCCUUGGAGAGGAAUGGCGGGAGAAUGCUUGGGGAUCUUCUCAUCACUCUGUGUCCCAACCAAUCAUGGUGCAGCGACGACCCGGACAGGGUUUCCAUGGGAACGGCGACGCCAACUCCGUGCUCUCCCCUCGCUCCGAGGGCGGAGGCCUGGGCGUGAGCAUGGUGGAGUACGUCCUGAGCUCCUCCCCCGGGGACAAGAUGGAUGGCCGCUACAGGAACGGUGGCUACGGCGGCGGGGACGCUGACCCGGACGGGAGGGAGAAAGGUAACGCCCAAGACCAGACGUCUCCGUUUGAAGAGGACAAGAGCCCAGAAAUGAAAGUGGGAGAGGAGAGUGAUGCGGCCAAGGCCAAUGGGAGAGGCCUGCUCAAUGGCAUGGACAGAGACUGCAAAGACUUCAAUCCCACCCCAGGAAGUCGCCAGGCCUCCCCCACCGAGGCGGUGGAGAGGAUGGGCCCUGGCCAGGCCGGACUGGAGAUGAUGGUCCAGCACCAGCAGCACCAGCAUCAGCAACACCACCUCCAGCACCAGACCAUGCAGCCCCAGAGCAAACCCCAGCAGCAGGAGGACUUCCAGAGCCAGGAGGCCCAGAACAUGGGCAACAUGGAGCAGCAGCAGGGUGUGGAGUCACUCCAGUUCGACUACGCCGGCAACCAGAUCCAGGUAGACUCCUCCGGCACCCCCGUCGGCCUGUUUGACUACAACUCCCAGCAGCAGUUGUUCCAGAGGUCCAACCAUCUGACUGUCCAGCAGCUCACUGCUGCCCAGCAGCAACAGUAUGCCCUGGCUGCUGCCCAGCAACAACACCUUGCCGGCCUUGCUCCCGCGUUCGUGCCAAACCCAUACAUCAUCAACACUGGACCCCCCGGAACCGACCCUUACACCGCUGCAGGACUGGCCGCAGCAGCUACACUUGCCGGGCCUACAGUGGUUCCUCCCCAGUACUAUGGUGUUCCUUGGGGCGUGUACCCUGCCAACCUCUUCCAGCAACAGGCUGCCAGUCACAACGCUAACCAGCAGGGAUCCAAUCAAGGACCGGGGCCAGGACAGCAACAGGUGAUGCGCCCCGGGAACAACCAGCGCCCUCUCACCCCUGGUCAGGGCCAACAGAGCCAGCAGGAGUCUCUGGCAGCAGCUGCCGCUGCCAACCCUGCCCUCGCCUACGCUGGUAUGCCAGUUUGUCUGUCUCCUGCCCACCCAGGUUACCAGAUGCUGGCCCCCGCCGCUUACUACGACCAGAACGGAACCCUGGUGAUGGCCCCUGGGGCCCGCGGAGGUCUGGGAGGGCCCGUCCGCCUGGUCCAAACCCCGCUCCUCAUCAACCCACAGGCCGCAGCGCAAGCUGCGGCUGCGGCGUCAGCGUCCGGCUCAGGCAACAACAUGUCAGGCCCCCAGCCCAACGGCCUGUACCGCUCCAUGUCCCAACCCCAGCAGCAGCCCCAGCAGCAGCAGAACCAGGGCUUACCCUCCAGCUCCUUCUACGGCUCUGGGUCGGUGCCGGCCAGCUCCCAGAGCAGCUCCCUGUUCUCCCACACCUCCCAGGCUCCACCGCCCACCUCGUCUCUAGGAUUCAGCGGUGCCGGCGGCUCACUGGGCGUGGGACUGGGCUCGGCGCUCGGAGGCUUCGGCUCCUCAGUGUCGAGCUCCACCAGCAGCAGUGUCUCUCGCCGGGACUCCCUGCUGGCCAACUCGGACCUGUACAAGCGUGGAGGUGGUAGCAGCCUCACCCCCAUUGGUCAGCCCUUCUACAACAGCCUGGGCUACUCCUCGCCCAGUCCCAUUGGCCUAACACCGGGCCACUCCCCCCUCACACCCCCACCCUCUCUGCCCUCCUCUCACGGCUCCUCCUCCAGCCUUCACCUGGGCGGGCUGACGAACGGCAGCGGGCGCUACAUCUCGGCGGCGCCCGGCGCGGAGGCCAAGUACCGCAGUGCGGGGGGCACCUCCAGCCUGUUCAGCUCCAGCAGCCAGCUGUUCCCGCCGUCUCGGCCCCGCUACAGCCGCUCAGACGUCAUGCCCAGCGGGCGCAGCCGCCUGCUGGAGGACUUCCGCAACAACCGCUUCCCCAACCUGCAGCUGCGUGACUUGCCCGGCCACAUGGUGGAGUUCUCCCAGGACCAGCACGGCUCCAGGUUCAUCCAACAGAAGCUGGAGAGGGCCACCCCAGCAGAGAGACAGAUGGUGUUUGGGGAGAUCCUGCAAGCAGCCUACCAGCUGAUGACAGACGUGUUUGGCAACUACGUCAUCCAGAAGUUCUUUGAGUUUGGCAGUGCGGAUCAGAAGCUGGCUCUGGCCACGCGUAUCCGCGGCCACGUGCUGCCCCUGGCCCUGCAGAUGUACGGCUGCCGGGUCAUCCAGAAGGCCCUGGAGUCUAUCUCCUCUGACCAGCAGGUAAUUAGUGACAUCGUACGAGAACUGGACGGCCACGUGCUGAAGUGUGUGAAGGAUCAGAACGGGAACCAUGUGGUGCAGAAGUGUAUCGAGUGUGUCCAGCCCCAGGCCCUGCAGUUCAUCAUCGACGCCUUCCAGGGCCAGGUGUUUGUGCUGUCCACCCACCCUUACGGCUGCAGGGUGAUUCAGAGGAUCCUGGAGCACUGCACCCAGGAGCAGACCCUGCCCAUCCUGGAGGAGCUGCACCAGCACUCUGAGCAGCUCGGCCAGAAAUAUCAAGGCGUUUCAUUGGAGAUGACACCCAAAACAUAUUAUACAGUGUCCAGCGACGCACUGUUUAAGGAUCAGUACGGCAACUACGUCAUCCAGCACGUCCUGGAGCACGGCAGACCCGAAGAUAAGAGCAAAAUUGUGGCAGAGGUCCGCGGAAAAGUGCUCCUCCUGAGCCAGCACAAAUUUGCAAGUAACGUGGUGGAGAAGUGCGUGAUCCACUCGUCCCGUGCCGAGCGGGCCCUGCUGAUUGACGAGGUGUGCUGCCAGAAGGACGGCCCCCACAGCGCCCUGUACACCAUGAUGAAGGACCAGUAUGCCAACUACGUGGUGCAGCGGAUGAUCGACAUGGCCGAGCCCGCCCAGCGCAAGAUCAUCAUGCACAAGAUUCGGCCCCACAUCGCCACCCUGCGCAAGUACACCUACGGCAAGCACAUCUUGGCCAAGCUAGAGAAAUACUACAUGAAGAGUAGCUCUGACCUGGGGCCCAUCGGAGGGCCCACCAACGGCCUCAUGUAGUCCUGCCUUCUGUGUCCACUGACUAAAGGCCAGAGUAGGAGCUGCCCCCCUCACCUUAUUUCUAGUUAUGUAAAGAGGUGCUCCUGAGCCAUCAGGGCUGACCUUUGACACCCUCUGAAUUACCAAAAAGAUUUAAACGUCACCUGUGAAAUGCUGUGACAUCUGACCCCUGCCACUCUAAUGCUACCCUCAGCGCUUGUGGCCACCAUGGAGGGUAGCAGACAGUUUUGCAGGCAAUCUCUUGGGUAAAGCACAGCCCCCCCCCCCCACACACAAUUUGUUUAUGAUGUAACUGGCUGGUUUUUCUUAUAUAAUCCUGUACAUUUAGUUUUUUUACCUUGUAAAUUCUCUGUAGAAAAAAAAAAAGAACCGCAUUUGCUGAUAAUGUACAAUUCUUACAAUUACACCAGCAAGUGACUUUAUAAGGACGAACUUGAGUGAUCCUUUUAAACAAUUUUUCAUUUGUUUUUGUACCCAGACUUACUACUACUAUCAGCUGUUAUAAUUAACUUUCUACUACCACAAAAUGAUCCCAAUGCCAAAGCAGCUGAUGGAUCCAUUUCUUCUUCUUGCACUGCAUAGUAUGGAUAGAUUAUGAAACCCAUCUGUCCCACUGACGAUUACUAUGUCUCUCGUGCCAAUGAGUUAGUCAUCCACUGGUCUCUACUUGAACACCUACAAUGCUUUGUGCUUCAUUUUUAGUGGAGUGUCAUCCACUUGCCGGCUUGUGAUCGCCUCGAUUUAAAAAAAAAAAA
Molecule: messenger RNA, 4663 nt
Organism: Oncorhynchus mykiss (rainbow trout)
Lineage: Eukaryota; Metazoa; Chordata; Actinopteri; Salmoniformes; Salmonidae
Source: RefSeq, a predicted model, not a curated record